GUCAAGGGAAUGAUAUCGUCAGAUGAGUACCAACUUUCUGAAAUAUAUGGAUAUCUAAUUUUGAUCAUUUUUUUAUUAUCAAUAUUCGUAAUUCUAUAUCUGUUCCUGGACGUAAGGGCACGCUUGCCUUGGUAUAAUUUUACUGAUUUAUUCAAAGAUAAUGUUAAUACCUCCACAUCUAAUACAUCUGAGAAUGUUGUUUCACAAUCAACAAAACUUGGCGUACCGUUAAUUCAAUCAAAGAAAAAUGCUACACUACGUAAACGUUCCAUUCGUAAACCAGUAACAGCGGCAGCAACAACCUCGACACCGUCACCGUCGUCAUCAACAAAAGUGUCAAAUAAAUCCUCAUCUUCAUCAAUUCACUCAAUUGAUCCCGCUGAACAUCACGAUCAUCAGCGCCAUCAUGAAAUAGAUGAGUUCGUUUUAAAAACUGACAAUCAAAAUGAAUCUAUUCAUCAUUUUAAAAAUGAAACUAAUAUAUGUUCGGUUAAAUAUGAACCAGAUGUCAGCGAACUCAUGACAAUGACAACAACAACAACAAAAGAUAUCGACGAUAUUAACAAUGAAAAAAUAAAAGUAUCCAGUAGUAAUAAUAGUAGUAGCUGCCGUAAUACUACUGGCAAAUCAUUGAAAACAAAGAAAUCCAAUCCUAUACAUCAUGAAGAAUCCUGUAAGUCAUCAGUUGUUGAAUCAUCAUCCUCGUCAACUGUUCCUGUAUCAUUGAAACAUUCACGCCUGUCUACUACUUCUACUACCAUCACUUGUACUCCUCCUCCUAUUCCAGAUCUGCCAGAAACAUUAAAUAUUCCAAGGAAUAAUCAUGAUGUUGAUGUUGAUGUUGAUGUUGAUGAUACUGAUAAUAAUAAUGGUGAAUGGUUAUGUGCUAAUAUGAAAACAGUUAGACGUCGUCGACGUAAUAAUAAUAAUAAUACUAUUACUACUACUAAUACUACUGAUAAAGAUGUGAAGCAAUCAUCGAGUCCAACUAAUCAACGUGUUAUUCAUGUUGAUAAUAACAUCAAAUUAGAAGAGGAACACAUUCAACCACCACCGCCACCAACUUCAGCAGUCGUUGUUGAAAGCAAUCUAAACAAGUUCAGUUCUAUUGAUGACAAUGACAAGAUUGUGGAUCAACAAUGUAAAACUAAUGAAUCGACAAUGGAAAAUAAUAAUUCUACCACAUCAGAUAAACAAUGUGUCAUGGAACAUUUGUCAACUAAUCCAUUGACUUUCGAUAAUACUACUACUACUACCGCUGUUAGUAGUAGUACUAAUAGUUCAAAUGAGCCAUCCAUUAAUAAUAAUACUACAACAAUACAUCAUCAUUCCACUACAUCUAUUCUCUCAUCAAAACGUAAACGUCGUAAUCAUUCAAAGAAACUGAAAUCAACCAAUGAGGAAGAAGCAGAAGAAGAAACAAUGAUUCGCCAAAAGAAUAAUGCAGAAAAUUUAAAAACCAAUCGUCAUCUCUUCUUAUCAAGCGGAACUUCAAUCGAUCAUGAUGAUCAGUCCACAUUGUUAUCGAUUAAACAAAUUGUUGAACAUGAUGAUGAUGAGGAUGAGGAUGACGCGGAAAAUGGUUUUGAAUUAAUCGAAUUGCCGAACACAUCGUCAUCAUUAUCUCCAACUCCAUCAUCGUCUGCAUCGUUGUCUGCGAUGGAAUCUGAUGAAUUGGAAGUACAUUCACCAUCCUCGCCGUCCUCAUCGUCAUCGUUAUCGUCAUUGACUACGCUUACUGUUACUGCUCCGACGACGACUACCGCCACUAUUACCAGCACAACGAAUGAGGAGAUAACAUCAUCGUCGGCGGCGACGACGACACGUGAUCUACUCUCACAUUUUCCACCAUUAAUUAAAACUGAUCAUGGUGAUCCAAUUGCUGUAACAAUGGAAGUUGAUCUACUUGAAAGUGGUCGACAUCCACAAGCUAAUAAAUUGUUAAAAUUAGCUUUAAGUGGUAAUCAUAAUAAUCACAGCGAAACUAGUCAUCAACAGCGACAGUCAAUGAAUAAUGAUUCUGUCAGCGGAACUUGUACUACUACUAGUACUACUAAUACUACUGUUAGUAGUAGUAGUAGUGGUGCUGGCAAUAAAAAUACAACAAAACGUUCAAAAGCAAGAAAAACUGAUUGA
Schistosoma turkestanicum is the source of this 2136-nucleotide messenger RNA. Lineage: Eukaryota; Metazoa; Platyhelminthes; Trematoda; Strigeidida; Schistosomatidae. The record is from the annotation of a GenBank genome assembly.